AUGUUGGGCUGGGUCCAGAAGGUGCUGCCUCAGCCUCCGGGGACCCCUCAGAAGACCGAGGAGGGAGCAGAACCACUGCCAGAACCAGAGCUGGAGCCUAAGGCAAAACCAGAACCUGAGCCAGAGCCCCAGCUGGAGCCAGAACCUCAGCCAGACCCAGAGCCAGAACCUGAAGCAGCCCCUGAAGAGACUGUGCCAGAGGUCCAGACCCUGCCACCCGAGGAGCCAAUGGAAGGGGAGGAGCCAAUGGAAGGGGAGGGCGUAGCUGAGGCUGGCCCUAGCCUUCAAGAGGCCCAGGAAACUGACCCUCCUCAGCCUACCCUUCAGGCCGAGGUUGCUGUUGCCAAGGUGAACAGCCCCCGCGCCUGGCUCCUGACCUGGUUCUGGAAGCACAUGGAGAAGGUUGUGCCACAGCCUGUCUGCAGCGGCAAGAACCUGGCCGCCGGAGUGGGAGACCCAGAUCAGGCUGGAGCACAGAUUCUGGGACCCGGUGGCGCUGGGGAACCAGGGUCUGCAGAUGGUUCAGAUGAUGCUUCCGGGGCUCAAGAUACUGAGCCCAGCCUGUGGCUGCUCAGGUGGCUUGAGCAGAAUCUGGAGAAAGUGCUGCCUCAGCCCCCGAAACCCUCCGAGGCCUGGAGUGCUGAACCGGAGGCUGUUGUCUUGGAUCCAGAUCCUCCAGAACCCCCGAUGGAGACAGAGCCCACAGAGAUUCCCUCCCAGCCUAAUCCUGAAACCCUGGAGCCGGAGGCGGAACCAGCUGCAGAGACCCAGCCUGGCUUCCAGGUCUCUUCCCUGCCACCACCUGGGGACCCUGUCAGGCUGAUUGAGUGGCUUCUACACAGGCUGGAGAUGGCCCUGCCACAGCCCGUGCUCCAUGGGAAAGCCGCAGAGCCGGAGCCUGGCUGCCCUGGGACGUGUGAAGUGCAGACCAUCAGCAUCCUCCCCAUGGACCAGGUAGAACAUGAUCUUGUCCUCGAGGAGGUGGACCCCUGCUGGGAGGACAUCCAGCAGGAAGAGAGUGCCAGCCAGCAGGAAGACUGUGCCAGCCAGUGGGAAGACCAUGCCAACCAGCAGGAGACAGAGAUGGCUCCAGUUUAUGAAGAGGAAAGCGAGGCCAUGGUGGAGAUGCCCAGGGAGUUGCCCCAGAUUCAAGAGGAAAGAGAAGAUGAGGAGGAGGAAGAGGAGGAGGAAGAGGAGGAAGAGGAGCCUGUCUCCACUCAUAUGCUCCAGUACCAGGCUGGGCGUGAUUGUCCCAGCCCCAGGCUGACCUACGGCAGCAUGGGCCCCCCUACCAGCAGAGCCCGGGAGAACCAAGCAGCCCACACAGGGCCCUGUCUUUUUGACACAGUAAUAGAAGAGGUAGCCUGGGGGUUCCAGGCAUGGCGGCUUGCCCAGGACCAGAGAGACUUGACACUGGAUCUGGACGAGGAGGCCUCAGUGCAGGAGGCCCAGCUGCAGGAGGCCAACUUCUUCGUGUGGUGGGAGGCAUGUGUCCUGCUGGAUAGCUGUUUGGUGGUGGAGGCUGAUGUGGACCAGUGCCAGCUAGGCAGGACACAGCCACAGACAGCAUCACUCCAGGAGUUGCCUGAGGAGGAGGAGGAGGAGGUGGAGGAGGUAGAGGAAGAGGCCACCAGCUCAACAGGCCUGAAUAUGGAGCUGAAUCGCUUGGUCCAGGACCAGCCACCUGGCCAGGAGGGCCCCAGAUCCGGGCCCCCAAACCCGGCCGAGCACCUCCCCAAUGUGCCCAGCUAUCGUCCUACAAUCACCCGCAUUCCUGUCCUGGUUUCCCGGAGGACAACCUUGUCCAACUCCAGCUUCGCCAAGGAGACCAGGAGCUCCAUCCGUCGCCUGGUACCAGCCACGAAAGAGCACCCAGAGGUCCAGGUAGAAGACACGGAUGCUGACAGUCGCCCCCUCAUCCCAGAGGAGAAGUCACCUUCACCCGACAGACCACCACCCUCUCCUACCAAAUCUGACACCCUCAGGGUCCCCGGCUCGGAUGCAGCAGCCCACAGGAAGAAGCUACCUUCUCAGGAGGAUGAAGCUGAAGAGCUCAAGGCGCUGUCGCCGGCUGAGUCCCCAGUGGUUGCCUGGUCAGACCCCACCACCCCACAGGAGGCUGAUGGCCAGGACCGGGCAGCCUCCACAGCCAGCCAGAACAGUGCCAUCAUCAAUGACCGGCUCCAGGAGCUGGUGAAACUGUUCAAGGAGCGGACGGAGAAGGUGAAGGAGAAGCUCAUUGACCCCGACGUCACCUCUGAUGAGGAGAGCCCCAAGCCCUCCCCAGCCAAGAAGGCUCCAGAGCCAGCCCCAGCCCAGAAGCCCGCGGAGGCAGAGGCAGCCGAGGAGGAACACUACUGUGACAUGCUCUGCUGCAAGUUCAAGCGCAGGCCCUGGAAGAUGUACCGGUUCCCCCAGAGCAUCGACCCACUGACCAAUCUCAUGUACAUCCUGUGGCUGUUCUUCGUGGUGCUGGCCUGGAACUGGAACUGCUGGCUGAUUCCCGUGCGAUGGGCCUUCCCGUACCAGCAGCCAGACAACAUCCACUUCUGGCUGCUGAUGGAUUACCUGUGUGACUUCAUCUACCUCCUGGACAUCACCGUGUUCCAGAUGCGCCUGCAGUUUGUCAAAGGCGGGGACAUCAUUACAGACAAAAAGGAGAUGCGCAAUAACUAUCUGAAGUCUCGCCGGUUUAAGAUGGACCUGCUCUGCCUCAUGCCCCUGGACUUUCUCUACUUGAAACUCGGAGUGAACCCUCUCCUUCGCCUGCCCCGCUGCCUGAAGUACAUGGCCUUCUUCGAGUUUAAUAACCGCUUGGAAGCCAUCCUCAGCAAAGCCUACGUCUACAGGGUCAUCAGGACCACAGCCUACCUGCUCUACAGUUUGCACCUCAACUCCUGUCUUUACUACUGGGCAUCGGCCUUCCAGGGCAUCGGUUCCACUCACUGGGUUUACGACGGUGUGGGGAACAGUUACAUCCGAUGCUACUACUGGGCUGUGAAAACUCUCAUCACCAUUGGAGGACUGCCCGACCCCCAGACCCUCUUUGAAAUUGUCUUCCAGCUGCUGAAUUAUUUCACAGGUGUCUUCGCUUUCUCUGUGAUGAUUGGACAGAUGAGAGAUGUGGUGGGGGCCGCCACAGCGGGCCAGACCUACUACCGCAGCUGCAUGGACAGUACCGUGAAGUACAUGAACUUCUACAAGAUCCCCAGGUCUGUGCAGAACCGUGUCAAGACCUGGUAUGAGUACACCUGGCAUUCACAAGGCAUGCUGGAUGAGUCAGAGCUGAUGGUGCAGCUCCCAGAUAAGAUGAGACUGGACCUGGCCAUCGAUGUAAACUACGACAUUGUCAGCAAAGUGGCGCUCUUCCAGGGCUGUGACCGGCAAAUGAUCUUCGACAUGCUCAAGCGCCUUCGCUCGGUGGUCUACCUGCCCAAUGACUAUGUGUGCAAGAAGGGGGAGAUUGGCCGAGAGAUGUACAUCAUCCAGGCGGGGCAGGUGCAGGUGCUGGGAGGCCCGGAUGGCAAGGCUGUGCUGGUGACGCUCAAAGCUGGAUCGGUGUUUGGAGAGAUAAGCUUGCUGGCCGUGGGGGGCGGGAACCGGCGCACGGCCAAUGUGGUGGCCCAUGGGUUCACCAACCUCUUCAUUCUGGACAAGAAGGACUUGAAUGAAAUUUUGGUGCAUUAUCCUGAAUCUCAGAAGUUACUCCGGAAGAAGGCCAGGCGCAUGCUGAGAAACAACAACAAGCCGAAGGAAGAGAAGAGUGUGCUCAUCCUGCCCCCACGGGCGGGCACCCCGAAGCUCUUCAAUGCCGCCCUCGCUGCAGCAGGAAAGAUGGGUGCCAGGGGGGCGAAGGGUGGCAAGCUCGCCCACCUGAGAGCCAGGCUCAAGGAGCUGGCCGCACUGGAGGCGGCGGCCCGACAGCAGCAGCUGCUGGAGCAGGCCAAGAGCUCACAGGAUGCUGCAGGGGAGGAGGGCUCCGGAGGAGCCGUGGACCAACCUGCGUCCCAGAAACCGCCAGAUCCCAAGGAGCCCACAGCGCCCCAAGAGCCCCCAGCGCCCCAAGAUCCCCCAGCGCCCCAGGAGCCCCCAGCCCCGCGCUCUCCACCGCCGGCCCCGGGGAAGCCCGAGGGAGGCACAGAGGAGGAGGCAGCUGCGCCCUCGGAGCCCUCGGUGAGGAUCCGCGUGAGCCCAGGCCCGGAUCCCGAGGAGCAGACGCUGUCCGUGGAGAUGCUGGAGGAGAAGAAAGAGGAGGCCGAGUGAGGCGCCUGCAGUGCCUCAUGAGUCCCAUGAUCCCCAUCCCGGGUGGGCGCCCUGCUGUGAGACCACCUGCCUGGACAAGCUUCCUAGCCCGAGGGCACCUCCUCACAGGCCUGUUGUGGAAAUCCUCAAAUUUCAUCAAAUGGUGGUGGUGUUCUUGAUCCGUGGAGCGCCCUGCCCCGCUCCCACAGUUGCUAGUUUCAAGAAGAAAACCGCCUCGCACUUUUAAGAGGUUUUAGGAGGGAAUAGAAGAGGGCUCCGGCAUCAGCAGAGCUCUACUAGAAAAGUCAAGGGUUGGUGAUAUGGCGGGGUCCCCACCAGAACCCACCCUUGGUCUAAGAGAUAGGGAACAGCUGGAGUAGGAGUGCACACCUGCAAACCCAGUACUGGGGAAGCUGAGGCAGGAGGAUUCUUGGUUCAAGGUCAGCCCCGGCUACAUAGUGAGAAUCUGCCUCAAAACAAACCAAUAGCAAAACAGCGUGGGAGUUCCCAAGUUCCUGUAAGCAUCUGGAUUCCAGAGCAGUAAACACAGUAGUCCUUGCUGACGGCAGAGCAGGUGAUUGGGUACUCUGUACACUGCGGGUAAAGAUGAUUGGCAUUGUUAUCUUACCCUUUUCAAGUUCUGCUUAUUUUAGUAGGCGAUGACAUUCCAAGUUCUCCGUGCUAUUCCUGGUACUCAUCCUCCCUGGCCACUCUGGAGCACCAAGUGACAACUGUAGGGAAAAAAAACUAGUCCGUACUUAGAGAAUAUGCUUGUAGUGAGGCGUAGUGGAGCACUGGAGGCUGAGGCAGGAGAAUCACAAGUUUGAAGUCAGCCAGGGAUACCUGACAAUAUCGUAUCUGAAAAAGAGGGGAAUGCCCUGGUUCAUUGGUGAUGACUAACGGUCCCUUGUUCAGACGUGUGGUGACGUUUCAGCCACUGUUCAUCAGUGAGCAUUUGGGUUGUUUCCAGUCUCACAUUAUUCAGGAUAACAUCGCAGAGCAUUGAGAGGUCACAGUGGGUAGAGGCCCCUGUCACCCACCAUGCCAGCCUGAUGACAUGGAUCUCUGAAACCCUGCGAAGGUGAAAAGCAUCAGCCCCACAAAGUUGUCUUCUGACCUCCACACAUACACUCUGACACACACACACACACACACACACACACACACACACACACACACAGUCAAGAGCUCACAAUAAUAAAAUCCGUCUUGUACAAAAUGAGGUUUGCCUUACUGUAGAGUACUUGCCUGGCCCUGGGUUUCAUCCUCAAUACCAAAAGAAAGAAUCCUGCACAGAUCUAAUCUCACUGGUAUACCUUAUUUUAUUUUUUUAAGCAGGGUGAGCCUGGGAGUCUAGUCAUAUUUUUUUAACCCUAGUAGCCUCAUGUAGCAUUGUCAUAUCUGCACCCCAGAAUCUGGAGCCCAGGACAUAGAGAACGCCUCCACCUGAGGCAAGUAUUUCAGAUGUUCCUAUAAGGUAAACUUGCCGCCCUUCAGUAGACGGCAAAAUGUUUCCUGACCCUGCCACUGUGAGGUCCCGCCUCUUCCUGACCCUGCCACUGUGGGUCCCGCCUCUUCCUGACCCCGCCACUGUGAGGUCCCGCUUCAUAAGGAAUCUGCUUUCUGUGGAUGCACCCACUCUUUUAGAUGCUAGUCCUUGAAAAUAGAUGGCUUAUUAUGUAAAGCAAGAGGUUCCCAGGAUUCCUAGUAAGAACGUUAAUUUUGAAAUGAGAUCGGCAGUGUCUUAAUUUUACCGAGCUAUCUCAUUCAGGGUAACACACUCACAGAACCCUGAUAUUAGGUCAACUGAGUUGGAGACAGGCAUUAAUCUCCAAAUUAAAUUGGACUGGCUGGCCGCUGAGGCUUGAAUGAUACAGCCCAGAGACGGCUAUAAUCCUGAAGUCAGAACAUGUCCGUGUGGCUGUUGAAUCUCUCCUCUUAAUCUCCUCAGUGUGUCUUGCAGUUUGGUAGAUAAUGAAUCACACGCCAUCUUUUUUUUUUUUUUUAACUAUACAAAUAUUUUAAGUAGAAUUAAAAUCAAGAAGCUGUUUAAAAUUGCAUUAUCAAAAUAUGCUCAGCCAGGGGUCUAAGCUGUUUUCUCAGUAAACAGGAAACCUUAUGCACACACCAGCUUUCAUAGUACACUGAAUUUUAAUUAAAGUGUUUAGACAAAUGUUCCUGGGUUGUGGAU
Messenger RNA from Peromyscus leucopus (white-footed mouse), 6433 nucleotides. It is a transcript of the gene Cngb1, whose product is annotated as cyclic nucleotide gated channel subunit beta 1. Gene Ontology annotation, biological process: retina homeostasis; monoatomic cation transmembrane transport. Lineage: Eukaryota; Metazoa; Chordata; Mammalia; Rodentia; Cricetidae. The coding region runs from base 1 to 4263 and encodes 1420 amino acids. Gene Ontology annotation, cellular component: intracellular cyclic nucleotide activated cation channel complex; plasma membrane; photoreceptor outer segment. The record is from RefSeq and is a predicted model, not a curated record. The transcript is spliced from 36 exons. Gene Ontology annotation, molecular function: cGMP binding; protein-containing complex binding; intracellularly cAMP-activated cation channel activity.